Melitaea cinxia (Glanville fritillary) is the source of this 933-nucleotide messenger RNA. RefSeq lists its product as uncharacterized. Bases 178 to 807 code for a protein of 209 amino acids. The transcript is spliced from 3 exons. The record is from RefSeq and is a predicted model, not a curated record. Gene Ontology annotation, cellular component: synaptonemal complex. NCBI's taxonomy places the organism in Eukaryota, Metazoa, Arthropoda, Insecta, Lepidoptera, Nymphalidae. Gene Ontology annotation, biological process: spermatid development; meiotic cell cycle.
ACAUUAGAAUGAUUAGUUAUUGCCCUCGUCUAUUUUCAUUCAUAAAUGUUGUUCUUUUUUUAAAAAUAAAUUUUAAGCGGGAAUUUAUUUUUAACUUGGUACAUCUCCAUAGUUUAAAGUUCGGACAGUAGUUUUGAUUCUUAUAAAUCCUCCGGUUGUCCAAAAAAUAUUAUUAAAAUGUCAACUCUGAAAAAAUCCGCGAAACCUAAAUUUAUAUCAGAAGAUCUGAGUGAUUUUAUAAACGAGUCACAAUUUUUAAAUGAGUCUCCAAAAAACAAGAAGCAACCGAAACGACGAGUUGAAACAGUUGAAAAAGACAUUCCAAACUUAAGUCUUCAUGCAAGUGGUAUAAAGAAAAAGAAAAUAAACAACGGAAUAGAAGCUUGCGGCGAAUCGCGACAAAAAAUACUCAAUGUAAUGAGUAGGCAACUAGAGUCUAGGAAGCAAAUUAAUGAAAAUUUAUUAAAAAGUUUGUCAGAAGUUCUUACUCAUUUUGAGGCUGAUUAUAAUGCCUUGAAAGAAAACGAACAGAAAAUUGAGCAUCUUACUGGGUCAUUUAUGAAAUGCAUACAACAAGCUACAGCUGCACAUAAACAAAAGCUACGAGCUUUUAAGGAAAUUCAUACAACUUUCAAAAAAGAAUGUGAAGAAAUGGAAGCAGAACAAAAAGCAGAAGUAGAUAAAUUAGGAGAUGAAUUAGAAGAGGACAUUAACAAGUUAAAACAAAAAUUAAUAUCAGAAACAAAGCGCAGUGGAUGGGAGACAUUACGAAGAUCUUUUCUGCAAGCUAUGCAAAAUGAUUUUUAAUGCUCCAUAAUAUAGAACUAAUUAUUUAGUUUAAGUGCUUCAGUACAUGUAACUAAUUAUUGUAUAACUCAAUUGUUUUGUCAAUUUCUCUGUAAAAAUAAAUAAAGCAUUCAGAUAAUUAUUUUA